Messenger RNA from Stomoxys calcitrans (stable fly), 3247 nucleotides. It is a transcript of the gene IFT52, whose product is annotated as intraflagellar transport protein 52 homolog. Lineage: Eukaryota; Metazoa; Arthropoda; Insecta; Diptera; Muscidae. Gene Ontology annotation, cellular component: cilium; intraciliary transport particle B; centriole. Gene Ontology annotation, biological process: cilium assembly; intraciliary transport. The record is from RefSeq and is a predicted model, not a curated record. The transcript is spliced from 5 exons. Bases 1880 to 3181 code for a protein of 433 amino acids.
AAUUUCUCUGCAUAUUUUCAAUUUAAAUGACAUUUCAAGUGAGAUACGGAAAAUGAGACAAGAACACCACAACCAUAUAUCUUUCUAUUAUUUUGACCGUUCUCAAAAGCAUAAACAAAGGUGGAUAUAUCAGUCUACCUUUCCUCUAUUCCACACCCUCUAGAUGGCAUAGAUAUCGCUCGAGGUUGGAUGUGAUUGUCGGAGCCGGAAGAAUUCCGACCACCUCAUAUCCUAAAAUACUUGGUGUUGUUGUUGUAACUAAAUUUUCAUGUGGAGGUGACGAUCCUCGUCAAGCUCCUGUAGUUGAGCAAGCUCGUUCCGGUUCAAAGGACCGAUCGCCGCGGGAACAGAGUGGUUAUUGGUUAUUUAAAGGCGCCAUACAAACACAAUUUAAUAUUUACAACUGUGUUAGUGUGCCCAUAGUGAGGCCCAGAGGUUUGCAUAUCCGCCUAUGACGCUGAACGCCUGGGUUCGAAUCCUGGCGAGACCAUCAGAAAAAUUCUCAGCGGUGGUUUUCCCCUCCUAAUGCUGGCAACAUUUGUAGGAUACUAUUCCAUGUAAAACUUCUCUCCAAAGAGGUGUCGCACUGCGGACUCGGCUAUAAAAAGGAGGUCCCUUAUCAUUGAGCUUAAACUUGAAUCGGUCUGUACUCAUUGAUAUGUUCCUUAGUGGAAAGUUCAUGGGAAAAAUUUGUAUUUGUUUGUAAGUGUGCCCAUCACUAAUUUAGAGUGUGAGUUUCAGCGCUACACGAUAACCUCUAGAUCAUGCGGCUGUCUAAGGCGCCCCGCUACCCGAGUUGGUAGCGUGCUCGAAUUUGCCAGUGCGGGGUCAUGAGUUCGAUUCCGAACAGGCCUUGAUCUGUCGCUACUCUGGUAUCACAAUGGACAUAAAAUUGUCUUAGUAAGUCUCUAAAAGGACUACCACUCUUACCUAACCUAGCCUUCAGACGAGUCUAGAUGGGGUGCGUCCACAGGGAUCAGAAAUAUCGAGUGAGUCUGGCUGGGCAGUUAGACAGGUGACGUGUAUCGUGCGGUCCCUGGUUACAAUCUGGACAUACAUCUUGCACGUCGACAUCAGUCCUUGCUCUGUAGGAAUUGAGCCGGCUCCAUCUGCUAGAACGUAAUUGAGCCAGAACUACUUUCGAUUGCCAGGGGAGGUCAAUUUCUUCAGGUGCAAAGGGUGGCGGUCGUUCUCCUAGGACGACAUUCCGCAUCUGCUACCAUGUCAGCAUGAAUGUUGCCUAGACGUGCUUGAUUGCCGCAAAAUUCCUGGGGCUUGACACUCAACAGAAUCAAGUAGACGAAAGAUAGAACACAACAAACUGCUACAACAACAACAACGAGUCUAGAUAGCAUUCACACGGUGGUAGAAGGGAUGAACAGCUACCGAGUGAACGCAGCCCUUGUACAUCGACAGCCAACAAUUGCACCAGAAAGAGUAAGCCUCCCUCGGCUCAGUUGAGUUCCGGCAGAUGCCAGAACUCCUACAGAGUUAGGAUUGAUGUCAGUGUGCUUGAUGUACAUAUGUCCAGAUUGUAGCCUGGGACCCGCCACCUGUUUAACUGCCCAGCCAAUCCUACUAGUCCUAGGACCACAUGCCUCUGGACUCACUCAACUUAGUUGCAGAUUUUCUAUAACUGUCCAUUUUACACAACCCCCCGGUAUAUUUAUACACGCAAGCUUAAAUUGAAGGUUAAACAAUCUGUUGCAUCUCCUUAGGGCAGUGAAACUAAGGCAUUACAGAGUUGUAUCCUUACAAAAGUCUUUUUUAUGAAAAGGAUUUUUUCCGUUGCCUAGCAACAGCCACGUAGUUUAUUGUAAAAACCAUUCAGCAUCAUAUUAAACAGCAAACGAUUGUUCAUUUCUAUUCUACCAUCAGGAUGACCUCUAAAAGUGUAAUUUGCUUUGAUAUAUCAAAAAAUGAACGCUUUCAAAUCACAGAUAAUUACAAAAUGUUGCAUCGCAAAUUGAAAUCCCAAUGGAACAUAGAGCAAAACGACAUGGAACUUAAGCCGGAAAAAUUGGCUAAAGUCAAAAUCUUUAUUAUAGCAGGACCCCAAGAUCGUUUUACCGAAGAGGAGUUUGAGGUGUUGAAGGUCUACGUGGAUAAUGGUGGCAGUUUGUUGGUUUUGCUGGGAGAAGGAGGCGAAAAUGAAUUCAAUACCAAUGUGAAUUUCUUUUUGGAACAAUAUGGCAUAUACAUAAAUAGUGACAAUGUCAUAAGACCUCACUAUUAUAAAAAUUUUCACCCCAAAGAAUGCUCCAUAGGAGGUGGAGUGGUUUGUGAGUCCAUGUGGCGUUAUUUAUUAAAGCAACCUGUCGACAAGGUCGAUUAUGAUUUCAGUGAUGAGAAGUAUAAACUACACUUUCAAUAUCCCUAUGGAGCCACCCUGAAUGUUUCUGACCCAGCCAAUGUCUUAUUGACCACGGGGCCAGUGGUGUAUCCCUUCAACAGGCCUUUGGCUGGCUAUUACUGCAAAGAGGGAGGAAAGGGUAAAAUUUUGGCCUUAGGUUCCGGCUACAUGUUUCACGAUAAGUACCUAACCAGCUACAAAACCAAUGAUUCUAUACUGGAAUAUAUUCUCAAGUUGUUGGGAGCAAAUGAUAUACAGUUCAAUCAUUUGGACUUUAAUGAUGUGGAGUUAAAUGAGAAUAAAACCUUUACGGAUAUAGGAUUUAUAGCUGAUUUGCCAAAGGCUUGCCUUAUCGAUUCUAUAGGUUCCGAAAUUCCGGCCGAUUUUAAAAAAAUGUUUGACAUGACCUUGUGUUCGUUGAGCAAUCGCCUACUGAAGGAUGUCAUAAACACCUAUCAACAGCUGAAUGUUAAAUAUGAACCUCUGAAAAUAAUAAAGCCACAGUUUGAGAUACCCCUGCCGCCUCUUCAAUUAGCUACAUUUCCCCCGAUUUUCAGUGAACCCGCAGCACCGCCUUUGGAACUUUACGAUUUGGAUGAGAUAUUUAGUCCACCCCGCUCCCAAUUGGCCAAUAUGACGGGUCAAUGCUUACAGGCUUUGCAAUCAACCAAAAAUCCUCGCAAACCACCAAAUUUGAAAGAAUUGGAAAAUUACAUAAAAGAAUGUGCCCGCAUAACCGCCAUCAUAAACGAGCAGCAUGAUAUGCAUAUAAGGGAAAUUUUGAAUAUUGUGGCCCAUCAAAUUGUUAGCUAUCGUCCAUAUGAUUAGUAACAAAAUGGAGAAGCAAUAUAUUGUGUUGAGGCUUAUAAGCGCAAAUACACUUGAUAUUAGAAA